ACAUGUCGAGUUACUUCUCGUUCUCGCGCUUGCCCUUAUUUUAAUUUAAGUCGUGUUGUGUUCACUAGGUCGUGGCGUAAAUACUAAUUCGGGUACAGUCAGUGUUAUUGGUGUUUGUGUUGUGAACAUGUGAUAUUUAUUCAUAACAAAUAUGGAGACCAAUGCAAAUCAGAAGGUGACCUGCGUAGCGAACUACGCAUACGACGCGUCCGAGCCGGACGAGCUGACCAUCCGGCCCGGCGAGGUGCUGCGCGAAGUGGAACGGCUGCCGGGCGGCUGGUGGCGCGGCGAGCUGCGCGGCCGCAGAGGCAUGUUCCCGGACAACUUCGUGUCCGUCAGCACGGACCAGACCAGCGCCAGAAGCAGCACCGGCGUGUCGGGUCGUUGUCGGGCGGUGUUCAGCUACCAGCCAGCGAACCCCGACGAGCUGCCGCUCUGCGUCGGCGACGUGCUAGAUGUGCUCGGGGAGGUGGAAGAAGGCUGGUGGCAAGGGCGCCGACAAGGCCGUGUGGGCGUGUUCCCGUCCAACUUCGUCGUGAUGCUGGACUCACAGCCGCCCCCGUACGAGACCACCACCUUCGAGCCCGCGCCUGCGCUCCCGCCCAAACCUGUUAAGGAGCUAUGUCGCGUCCUUUUCCCGUACACCGCGGUGAACGAGGACGAACUGACGCUGGCCGAGGGGGAAAUUGUGACGAUAGUGUCCAAGGAGGCGCCCGACCGCGGCUGGUGGCGCGGCGAGCUGCACGGCCGCGUCGGUCUCUUCCCUGAUAAUUUCGUGCAACUGCUGCCCCCUGUUACACAUGACACUAUGGAAGAAAAGAAACCGGACCGGCCGCCCAGCAAGACUUCGAUAUACCCCGUAAUAAACAAGUACUCCGAAAAAAGCGCCUCUGUCAAAGAACUGACCACCUCUAAAAUAAGCACGCACAAAGAAAACACAAUAAGCAAGGAGAACAACACUACAAGUACAGUAACGCACACAAAUAAAAGCGAGUCCGAAAAGCACAUACAUAGCGAGACGAUCACGGACGGGACGCCAGAUUCACAAGGAAAGAAACCGCCAGUGCCAUUGAAGAAAAGUCCAACGCCGACGUCCGGCGUUACCGGGCUCUUCAGCGGAUUGAAAAACAAGAUGCUUUCCACGGACAAAGAUAAAGAGAAGUCGUCGACGACGGUAUCCUCGGGCAGCAGCAGCGGCGGCGAGUGGGACCGGCCCGACGGCGGCGGCGCCAGCAAGCCUGCCGCCAACACUACCAACAACAACAACAACAACAACAACACCUUCGACCACGUCGAGCGACACUCCAUCCUCAACGACCCGCGCGCCGGCCGAGUAAAAGCGCCGCGACGCCGGCCCCCUAGUCAAGCGUUGCGGGAUGAUACUCCACAACAAAUUGGAUUAAGUAAUGGACACGAAGUUCCAGGCGACAAGCCGGCCGCUGGCGAGAAGCCGGAGGAGAUCAAGCCGCGGGCGCGCGAGUGGGAGAAGCACCGCGCGCCGUGGAUGGAGGAGCUCAAGCUCAACCAGGCCAAGAAGACCAGCUUCGACGGCAAGCCCGCCAAGGGCACCGGCAGUACCGACAGAAUUUUGGAGGUCGGUCUAGAAGAAAAGAGAUCGUCACACUCGAUGGAAAUGUCAAAGAGCACGUCAUCUAUUAGCAGCAGAAUGUCCGUUCUCGAAAGUUUUGAAGAGACGAAAGUGCGUCACUCGGCGGACAACAAGCCGGCAGCGUCGAAGGAUCCCGAGCCCGCCGCCAGGCCGGUCCAUUCUCCUACUGCUGCGGGGCGCACGUUGCUGGCCAUGCUGGACGACAUCAAGAAGCCCGCCCCGCCCGCCCCGCACGCCCCGCACACCCCGCCCGCCCCGCACACCCCGCCCGCCGCCAGUGUCCGUAGCAGCCACGACGACAGCAAGAACGCUAAAAUAGAUAUUCAGAAAACCACCCUCACAUCGGAGAAGAACGACAUGAGCAGCUCCAAAUCGGGCGUGUUCGAGAAAAGCACCGUCGAGCGGCUGGAGAAGACGGAGGAGAUGAUGGAGAAAAGUGAGAAGACGGCCACGCUGGAGAGGCGGCAGAGGGAGCGGAGCGACUCGGUCGAGGCGCUUGUAGCGCAACUUAAUAAUAGGAUAUCAAAUCUGGAGAAGCUACUAGAAGUACAAAACGCAAAGUUCAACGCAGCCAUCGAAGAGCUGACGAGCAAGCUCGCCGCCGAGACGGAGAAGCGCGUCGCCCUGCAGGGCGAGCUGCACAAGCUCGCGCACUGCGUCACGCAGGUGUAGCCUUUACUGCCUCCUCUACACUAUCGGCGAUGAUCGUUGAUAGUAUCAUCGUCUAUCAUCGGCAAGAUCAUCGUGCAAUCAACCACACGAUCGCCUAUACAGCGCAAACACCCGGCGAUUCUCUUUGAUGCGUGCCCAAAAAACCGACAACUCACGGGUCGCAGGCGAUCAUUGGCGAUGAUAGAUAAUGACUGGCGGGGACUGCCGAGUAUGCUCUCUACACUAUCGUGCCCGCCAGUCCUCGUCUGUCAUCGCCGAUAGUGUAGAGGGGCCAUACUACAGCCAUCGAUGCCAACUGCCCGGGCGAGUGAGUGCUCUAAUCAGACUUUUUUUUAGUACGAUUCACAUAUAAACAUGUAAAAUUAUGUCAGUUCAAUGGCGCAUCCUAUGUUUUUCAGUACUAAUUUGAUCAAUUAUACGUGACGUGUCGAAUGUUGAUCCCUAUGACAGUUCCUCUAAGUCGCUUUUGGAUAGGCUAUAAUUUAAAAAAUAAUAUAAGAAAUAUGCUCUAUCGUGUUUUUAUUACUUCAAUGUUACAUUUCUAAAUAAAUUAAUGUGCUAUGUUUCCAAAAAAUGGCUAAAAACAUUUUAAGUCAUAGCUGUUCCAUAUAAAAAUGAACUGUCAUAGGGAUUAUCAUUGGACGAGUGAAGUAUAGUAUGAAAAGACAGAAUAGGAUGCACCUGGAACGUGGAGGGCACAUAUAACGCGCCGAAUCUGAAUGUGAUAAAAAACUUAGUCCUCGACAAGUUCGGUUCUCCAUACAAACGCAGUUACGCUCUCAUUUUAAAAAUUCUAGCUAGAUUGCUCUGAAACUUUGUACAUACAAUAGGAUAAGGUAUAUCUAGGUCUGUAAUUAGUUUAUGUAGGUUCAGAUACAAUAAUAAAAAAAUACAGCAAAUUUAAGAUUUUCAUACAAAACUUGUUUUGUUCUAUUUCAUUUGUUUUAUAUACUAGAUUUAUAUAAACUAAUUACAGACCUAGAUAUACGUCAUGUCAUUGUAUGUGCAAAGUUUCAUUACAAUCCAACACGUAGUUUUAAAAUGAGAACGAAACUCCGUUUGUAUGGGAAGGUGAAAUUCGGCCGAGCUUGCGGGGACUUAACAAUUUUAGCAACGUUCAAUUGUUAACACGAGUUUUAAGUAUGUCCCGCUCAGACUCCGUACGUUGUAUGAAACUGUGCGUAAAUAAUAAGCGUUCUAGAGAUUGUUCAGCAACAGCAUACAUCUUCUGUAGUUAGUGAAACCAUUCGAUCCUAGUAAUGGUCUAAGUAGUUAGUCUAUUUGUACUCUUUGGCGUGUUUCCUCUCCAAACAAAUUUAAUAAUAACUUAAUAAACGUCAAUUGAUAUAUGCGGAGAUUGCGGAGACUAAAAUAUGUAACUUUUUGAACGGUUUUCUUCUCCACGUAUUAAUUGAUUACUUUGUGUAUCGAAAUUGAACCAUAUGAAUACGAAUUAAGGUUCAGUAAAAACCUACACUAAGUACAAACAAUUUGGAAUUGAUUUACAUAUAUUAUAUUGCUCUUGUUUAUAUUUUUCUUCUGUGGGAGUUUUUUAUGAGUUGACUGUUGUUUAUAAAAAAACGGAAACACGCCAAGUAAUAUUGAGUAGACUAUAGUGGCGUUUAUUUAACGUCGCCUCUACUCUUCAUGGUUAUUUCUUAUGAUAUUUCUAAUAAUGUAAUGGAAAGCUUUACUCGAUUUUAGUGACGCGAUUGGAUGUAUGCAUUGUAACUCUUACAUAAUGAAAUUUUAUAAUGUGAUGCAUAUUUACAUUUAUUAUUAUAGCGAAAGUGAUUUUUUGUGAAUGUACUUAGGUGUGCCAUGGCUGAAUGUAAGUCCAAAUUGGAAACACCGACAUUUCUUUUAUAUAUAACAAAUCGUACCUUGUGUGUUCACAAGAAAGUCUGUUCAUGUGUCUUUUGGUAUAUUUUUUAUUAAAUGAAAAUAAUCCUUAGCAUGUAAAAAGUGCUGCUUUAAAAUAAGCAGUUAAUAAAAAAAUAUCAUAUCAUGCAGGAACAGAUUUUAUGUUAUACAUAAGUACCCAUUUUGUCUUUUUGAAACUGAUAACAUUUGUACGAUUUGAUCAACAAUUACUGCCUAAACAAAUAUAAAUAAUAAAUAAUAAGUAAUAAAUGUCGUAGAUUAAGUAUAACGCGUUAUGUAUCAUUACAAAAUUAGUGCCAUUUUUUGGAUCACGCACAGUCCCGCGGGGCGAGAGAUGUAUAUUUACGUAAUUUUGUGAUGUUUGCAACCCUCGUUAUGUGAUUCGCACAUUCCAGUAAAACAUUGAAAUUAUGUUAUAUGCGGUAAAACAAUAGCAAAUAUUGAACCAAAGUUUCAUUUGAACUAGUAUGUGGUGUAAUAAAUUACAUUAUGUAUGAAGAGCCAUAUAGUUAAUAUAUUUUUCUAUAUGUACAGAAAUGAUUUAAAUGUUAACUUUUUGUAUCGUAUUAUGUACCUUUUGUAAACAUAUCUAAAUCAUUUAUUUGACAUAAUAUUAUUGUAAGAAAAUUAUUAUUCAUUAUAGUAUAGAUAAUUGUGGCAUUUGAUUGAAAGGUUGACUAUGAAUACUAAUAUGCCAUUAUAUACAGGAUGAAGAAUUCAAAUGAAUCAGUAUGGGCAACUUUAAAACUGUAACGGAUUGCUAUUGAACGAAAUGAAGGUAAAUAAAAUUGGAGAUGAUGCCUGCGUUUGGGUAAUCAAGUCAACACUUCCCUAUACUGAGUCGUUUAGAAUUCAUACCCUAAGUUUUUAUAAAUGAUUAUGGGCGAUAUACCCCAAUUGCUAAUAAAUGGAGCUGGCUAAUUACUAGCUUGAAAAGUCUUAUUAAGCAAAUUGGUGAGAUAAUACCCAAUACAUGCUUAUAGUAAACUAUUGUAAUUAUGUUGUGACUGCUUGUCUGGUUGUGUUGUACCAUCCAAUGUGUUUUAUAAAUAUAUAAAUAAUUUGAUCAUAAUAAAUUAUUUUAGUAUAUAUGUAUAGAAUGCGAUGCUGUAACGUUGAGUGAUGACGAGCGAAGCAGUAGUAUUAUAGUGGUAGCAUUAGGUUACGAUGUGAUAGACGUUGCCUAACUUACCGUAUACAUUCUAAAUUUAUUUAAAUUGCUUUAAUUAUGCACAAAAUAAAGGUCACACAUAAUAUUAAUAAAAGCUUGAAUCAUGAACCGGUUAACCCCGGGUUAGUGGGAUGGUGCAAGUGGCCCUUAUAGAGGUAUAAUUUAAUCUAAAAUAACAUAAUAUUUCAUAAUAUUGUCUACGGUUACACCCGUUGACCACGAACGCUGUAAAGGGUUCGAAACGUCGGGAUGUAUUAUAAAUUCAAUACACGCGAUAUAAUCCGUUUUCAUAGUUUUAUUUCAUGAGUAACUAUCGCGGUAACUGAAGACAAUAUUAAAAGCUUGAAUCGUCAAAGAAAAUUAAUUCCACUGAAUUAGGGCUUUGCAUUUAUGGUCUAAUCUAAAAAUGUUGGUUUUUAACGUCAUUAGAUCGGAUAUCUUUUUUUGUGAUCCUAUUCCUAUUGGUUAUAUUUUAUGUUAUUUUCAAAUGGUCUGAAACAAUGAGAAACAUAUAGCUUUUUCUAACGCUAUAAAACCUUCAGUGCUUUUACACGUAAGCUGUAGCUAUCGACACUUAUUUUAAUUAAAACGAAUACAGUACCUGUCUGAACCUCUAUAAUUAGGUCUGAGAGGCGAGUAUGCCCAUACUGAACAUCUUUUACAAUGCUGCCAACCCCAAAAUAGCUGCUUCACACAUCUCUGCUAAUCAUAUGUCGAUGUUUUUUUUUCAAUACAGCUUUUUUUUGCAAAUUCGGGGUUGACGCGGAAGUAAAAGUUGUUCGGUAUGAGCAACGUAUGUGUAUAAGUAUGGCUAGACAAAAACAACCUGCAUAUUAUGUGCAUGUUUCCAGCGUGUUCACAGAACGUUAAAACAGGUGCAUUCUACACAGUAAAUUAUCGCAUAAUAUGAUUACGUUUGAAGGCCUUAGGAUCUGUGAUUACAAUAUAAAUGCAAUAUUUUACGUUUUUACAAUAUAUAAAAUUAAAAGUCGUGGCCAGCCAGAUUUAAUUUAUUUAGUCCCUUUUAUGAUUUUGACAACAGUUUAACUUUAAAUAUUAAGGCCUCGCAAAUAACAAAGGGAGAAAUCAAAUAUAGACAACAUAAUUAGAUUGUCAAGCCAAUACCUGCAUUUAGUUUUUGAUGUACAUAAUUAUACUUUACAAGCAUAUUAGGUAUUUUAUAAUGUACAUACAUGAGUGAAGUAAAAACUGAAUUGUAAAAUGGUUUAUAUGAUAAACCGUAUUUAACAUUGUAUAAUAUAGCGAAAUUUUUUGAAGUAAUUUUUUAGUACUUAAUUUAUUUUUACGUACCUACGCUGUACCCACUUAAUGCAUUCCUAAGGUUUAACGGUUCAGAAUAUUCAUUAUAAUGAAUAAAAUAAAUAUUUGAAUAACUA
This is a messenger RNA of Cydia strobilella, 6733 nucleotides long. It is a transcript of the gene cindr, whose product is annotated as SH3 domain-containing kinase-binding protein 1. The transcript is spliced from 16 exons. Gene Ontology annotation, biological process: actin filament organization; cell migration. Gene Ontology annotation, molecular function: protein binding. The coding region runs from base 152 to 2281 and encodes 709 amino acids. The record is from RefSeq and is a predicted model, not a curated record. Lineage: Eukaryota; Metazoa; Arthropoda; Insecta; Lepidoptera; Tortricidae.